AUGCUUCUCCUCAAGGACACUCUGACGAAGGCGAGGACGAAUCCAGUCCUCAGCAAACAUGUGAAGAAGGUUGACAUGAAGGAAACAAUCAUCAGGCUGCAACAUAUGAUUUCAGUAUCCGAGCGAGCCCAAUCACUUCUAGAGAGCUUGAAUAUCAGCCCCAGAAAUGUUCCUGUCCGCACGGCCACCCGCGUCCCGGCCACGGCUCGUCCUACCCUGCCUACUCGCGCCCACCUCUCUCGUACGCAGCCCCGUCCCUUGCAGUGCCAUACCGCGGCUCGAGAUCAAGACUUCAUCGUGAUAGAUGAGGACUGCUUGGUAGACGGGGAUGCCGAGUUCCAGCCACAGAGUGAGAACCGCAUCGAGUGCAGCCCCAAUCGCGCGGAGGAAAGGCCUGCGCCUAGAAAGAGAGCUCCUCGAAAGUAUAUCCCACCAAGUAGCGAGGACAUCUACUUGCUUGCACAUCAUCUUGCUUCACUGUCUGGGAGACCGAGAUGGGGUCGAAAGGAUCAGCUUGAUUGGGCUGGCUUUGCACGGAAGAACCCUAAGAGGUGCCGCCGUAGCUGGCGUAACUGGUAUGUUGGGCAACCUCAACGCAGGAAGACGAUCGAUGCACUUGUUGAGAAGUACAAGAGGGAGCUGAAAGACGAGAUGCCUGGUGAAAGGGAGCUGCCGAUCGAGUUGCUGUAG
Messenger RNA from Dacryopinax primogenitus, 690 nucleotides. RefSeq lists its product as uncharacterized. Bases 1 to 690 code for a protein of 229 amino acids. NCBI's taxonomy places the organism in Eukaryota, Fungi, Basidiomycota, Dacrymycetes, Dacrymycetales, Dacrymycetaceae. The record is from RefSeq and is a predicted model, not a curated record. The transcript has 3 exons.